Messenger RNA from Caenorhabditis elegans, 858 nucleotides. It is a transcript of the gene M199.7, whose product is annotated as PAN-3 domain-containing protein. The coding region runs from base 1 to 858 and encodes 285 amino acids. The transcript is spliced from 6 exons. NCBI's taxonomy places the organism in Eukaryota, Metazoa, Nematoda, Chromadorea, Rhabditida, Rhabditidae. The record is from RefSeq and is marked reviewed.
AUGUCUACUAUUUUCACAGCGACUAUUAUUUUUAUUUUAAUAAUUAUAAAUUCAACUGAAUCUUUCUAUCAAAAAAUGGUAAUUAUUUGGGGAAUACAAGAAGAUAUCGACUUUUGUGAAGCAAUGAACUCCAUGGAAUGGCCUAAGUGUGCACAAAAGUGCUAUGAAACUGAAGAUUGUGUGACAGCAGUGCUGGACACAUCGGGCACUUGUUUCACAUGUAAAUUCAAAGCUGCAUGGACUGUGAAAAAAACCUCACGAGAAGGGAAAACGAAAGUGGCGUUUAAGCUCAAGGCUGAUGAAGGUUCAUGUCCCGAUAUGGAAGACUCUCCUCUAAUAGGCGAUGCAUCUACGACAACUACCGACGCAAAAAUUCAAAAUUACACAAUUACGUUUACCGGGACUCAUUGGGAAUUUGAGAAGUAUUCACUAAAUCGGUGUGAAGCAGACGCUUUUUAUAGAAGACCAAAUGCUGAUAGGUGUCUUACUUUUAUUGAAAAAGCUUCAAUGUCAUACGAUAAGGCUAUAAAUAUUUGCGCUGGUAAUGGGUAUGACAACGGAUUGAGUGGAUUGGCAAGCAAAGAAGAACUGGAGAGGGUUGUUUCUAAACUUCAAACCUGCCGGGUGGAAGAAAACGUUGAGGCGGUCUACGUUAGAAUUGAUGGGCAACGAACCGAAGAGUGCCAAGAGACUCCUACAGCAGGAAAUUGCAUGAGCAUAGACGGAUUCACAAGGCAUGACCAAAGUGUACAAAACUUUGAUGUUUAUCAAUUUAUGACUGAUUCCUCAGCUGGCGCUACAGAAGGCAAACAGUGUAUGGUAGUUGUGGGUGAAAUGGUGAAAACGACGGAAAGAUAG